AUGGAGGUCAACGGCCGGCCAGCAGCCGCGCUCGUCGACACGGGAGUGAGCACCGUGUUCGUACGGCCCGUGUUCAUGCCCGCAGGUCACAUCCAGCAGAUCACGAUGGCAGAAGUCUCACGCACCCAGAAGCCACUGCAGCGCUUCAUCGGGCUACUGAACUGGCUCCAGAACUAUAUUCCGAAUUUUUCCCAAGUCAUCGCGCCUAUGAUCGACCUGUUGUCACCCCAAAUCAGCUAUCACUGGGGCUCGCCUACCCAGACGCCGUUCGAGGCCAUCAAGAGCGCGUUCACCUGGUUCUACACACUGGCCAGCAUCGACCCCGAGCGCCCACUCAUACUCCAGACAGACGCAAGCGCCCUGGGAACCGAAGUCUUCCUUACCGAGGCCGACCUGGAGCGGCAUGACUUCACAGCCCAGCACCGCUCGCCGGAUUCCGACAGGCGCAGCGAGGCAGUACGCGGAGGAGACCACCCCUCCUGGCAGCUCCGGGAGGACCGGGUCAUGAACAGACCGCCAGGGGAAGAGAACGAGUCGAAGACCUAUGUCCCAACAGAAGCACGCAAGGCAACACUGCGGUUCUAUCAUGAUCAUGACCUCGCCGGACAUCCGGACUCGGACCAGAUUCGUAGAGCCGUCUGCCGGUACUACCACUGGCCAGGGGUGAACCAGGAUGUCCGGGUCUACGUCCGGGAGUGUGAGAUCUGCCAGCGCCGCAAAGCCCGCCGAGCGACGGCAUGCACCAACAGCAGCCUCGCCAGCCGUCAAUGCCGUUCCAGACAGGCCUACCCCUGCGGCAAUGCACAGGCGGCUACCUUCAUCGAGGACCUGACACGCAAGUUCCUCACUCGGUUCGGCUAUCCGGAGUCCGUCCUGACAGACAACGGCAGCCAGUUCCUGGGGGAGUGGUAG
This is a messenger RNA of Bacillus rossius redtenbacheri, 912 nucleotides long. RefSeq lists its product as uncharacterized. Gene Ontology annotation, molecular function: aspartic-type endopeptidase activity; nucleic acid binding. The coding region runs from base 1 to 912 and encodes 303 amino acids. The transcript is spliced from 4 exons. Lineage: Eukaryota; Metazoa; Arthropoda; Insecta; Phasmatodea; Bacillidae. The record is from RefSeq and is a predicted model, not a curated record. Gene Ontology annotation, biological process: proteolysis.